UCUUUAAUUGCAGGGUCACAUGACUCGUUCAGCUUCUACAUCGACGAGUCAUCGCCGGUGGGGCCGGAGCAGACGGACACGGUGCAGAAUUUUGUCUCCGUAUUUGGUGCGGUGGCCAAGAGGUUAAUGAGGAGAUGGUUGGCCACUCAGAGUAUGAACUUCAGGAGCCAGCUACAGGCUGGCAUUCGCUACUUUGACCUACGCAUCUCCACCAAGCCCAGGGAUCCCGACAAUGAGCUCUACUUUGCCCACGGACUCUUCAGUGCCACAGUGAGGGAAGGUUUGGAGGAGAUCAAUGCCUUCCUGGUGGAGCAGCCUAAAGAGGCUAUCAUUUUGGACUUCAAUCACUUCUACGGGAUGCAAAAGUCCCACCACGAGAAGCUGAUCCAAAUGCUGAAGGAAUGUUUCCAGAAUAGACUGUCCCCCGUCAUCUUCGCCCAGGAAGUGAGCCUUCAGUAUCUCUGGGAGAAAGGCUACCAAGUGUUGGUUUUCUACCAUAAUCCGGUGGCCCUGGAAGUCACCUUCCUGUGGCCGGGUCAAAUGAUGCCAUCUCCCUGCCCAAACACCACUGACCCCGAGAAACUGAUCCAGUUCGUCCAGGCGUCCAUCAGUGACCGGCGCAGUAAGGGGACUUUCUUCGUGUCCCAGCUUGUCCUAACUCCCAAAGCCAGCACAGUGAUGAAAGGUGUCGCGAGCGGCCUCAGAGAGACGAUCACUGAACGGGCUUUGCCUGCCAUGAUGCAGUGGGUUCGAUCACAAAAACCCGGAGAGAAUGGAGUCAACAUUGUGACAGCCGACUUUGUGGAGCUGGGAGACUUUAUCAGCACUGUCAUCGGACUCAAUUACCUCAUGGAAGACGGAGCAUCCAAUGCAAUCUGA
This is a messenger RNA of Carcharodon carcharias (great white shark), 879 nucleotides long. It is a transcript of the gene plcxd3, whose product is annotated as phosphatidylinositol-specific phospholipase C, X domain containing 3. The annotation marks the transcript as partial. The transcript has 2 exons. Gene Ontology annotation, molecular function: phosphoric diester hydrolase activity. The record is from RefSeq and is a predicted model, not a curated record. Lineage: Eukaryota; Metazoa; Chordata; Chondrichthyes; Lamniformes; Lamnidae. Gene Ontology annotation, cellular component: synapse. Gene Ontology annotation, biological process: lipid metabolic process.